Molecule: messenger RNA, 783 nt
Organism: Encephalitozoon romaleae SJ-2008
Lineage: Eukaryota; Fungi; Microsporidia; Unikaryonidae
Product: RING zinc finger domain-containing protein
Exons: 1
Coding region: 1-783 (260 amino acids)
Biological process (GO): protein ubiquitination; mRNA processing; ubiquitin-dependent protein catabolic process
Cellular component (GO): nucleus
Molecular function (GO): nucleic acid binding; zinc ion binding; ubiquitin protein ligase activity
Source: RefSeq, a predicted model, not a curated record
AUGACAUCUGUAAUAAACUACAGAUUUCGAUCAAAUAAGAACUUUUCUCGUAUCCAGUUCCAAGGAACAGGGCUUCCUCUGUGGGAGCUCAAGUACGAGAUAAUCAACCAAAGAAAGAUGAUCUCGAAAGAUUUUGAUCUCUUGUUUUUUGAUGGAGAGACAAACGAAGAAAUAAACGAUGAGUACCAGCUAAUUUCGAUGAACAGUCAUGUAAUAGUAAACAGAAUUCCUUUGUGGAUGUCAAAGGGCGGAUACAAUGUUAAGGAGAAGAGGUUGGAGUCUCAAGGCCACCACAACACCACGCAAAAGUAUAACAAAGCUGUUCCCGAAAGUUAUGUAUGUUUCAGAUGCGGGCAGAAAGGGCAUUAUAUCCAGAACUGCCAUACAAACCAGGAUAAGGCGUUUGACAUCCUAAGAAUCAGGAAGCCCUCUGGAAUUCCCAAAGACUUUCUUGUUCCUGUGUCCGGGGAAAAUGUACCAUCCAAUGCUGCAAUGCUGGUUACUCCGGAAGGAGGAUAUGUCAAGGCUCAGCCUCAAGUUCAGGAGUGGAAGAAGUAUAAGCAAAGGAGCAAGAUGACUGUCGAGAUUCCAGACAGACUUAAAUGUCCCUCUUGCCAUUGCUUAUUAGUGAAUCCUAUAAAAACAAGUUGCGGGCACACAUUGUGCGAUCAAUGUGUAAGAAUGGACAGAAAAUGUUAUGUAUGUUCCAAAGUCAUUGAAAACUUCACACAGGACAUAAACAUGAAGAUUGAGGUAGAGAGAGCCAUAGAACAAAGAAAAUAA